Molecule: messenger RNA, 276 nt
Organism: Chondrus crispus (carragheen)
Lineage: Eukaryota; Rhodophyta; Florideophyceae; Gigartinales; Gigartinaceae
Exons: 1
Coding region: 1-276 (91 amino acids)
Source: RefSeq, a predicted model, not a curated record
AUGCAGUCCUCAAAGACGGCAACCGGAUUACGUUCUUUCAGAACGCGACACCCGUGCCCGCUGAAGCAAAACAGAAGCUGGUGCUUUGCGCUGCUUCCCUUCACGAGCCAUCGCAUACUAUUCAAAAUAUUUCCCCUCGUAGGUGUGAAAUUCACCGCACCUGGUAUCGUCUUGGGUUCAUCCGUCAGUACCCAAACGUUUCCCCUUGAGAACCCAAGGCUUAAAACAAGCAAGUCGUACAUCGAUGCCAGAUUGGACUGGCUGCGUAGCCUCUGA